AUGGGCGUCGAUUACUAUAACACCCUGAAGAUCUCGCGAGACGCGUCGGAGGAGGACGUCAAGAGAUCCUACAAGAGGCUGGCGAUGAAAUGGCACCCCGACAAGAACGCGGUGAACAAGGAGGAGGCGGAAGCCAAGUUCAAGCAGAUAAGCGAGGCGUACGACGUGCUGGGCGACCCCAGGAAGAGGCGGAUCUACGAUUUGCACGGGGAUGAAGGGGUGAAGGCCGGCCUGUUCUCGAGGGAGAGGGAUUCUGCGGCUGGGUUGAGGGAUUUCGGGUUUGGGUUUGCCCCGAGGACGGCGGAGGAGGUAUUUGAGGAGUUUUUUGGUGGGUUCGAUUUCGUGAAGGAGCAGAGGAAUGGCGGUGACGCUGGGCCGAAGAAGGCGGCUCCGAUGGAGAGUCAGCUGCCGUGUAGCUUGGAGGAGCUGUACAAGGGGUCCAAGAGGAAGAUGAAGAUAUCGAGGAUUGUGCUCGAUGAAUCCGGUAAGCCUGGCACAGUUGAAGAGGUCUUGUCCAUACACAUAAAACCCGGCUGGAAAAAAGGUACAAAGAUUACUUUCCCUGAGAAAGGGAACCACGAAGCCGAUGCUGCCCCAGGAGACCUCAUUUUUGUCAUUGACGAAAAACCCCAUCCCGUUUUCAAGAGGGAUGGCAAUGACCUGAUUGUCUAUCAGAAAAUCUCGUUAUUGGAUGCUCUCACCGGAAAGAUUCUCAACAUAACCACCUUGGAUGGUAGAGACAUACCUCUUACAUUAUCGGAUGUCGUCAAACCCGGCCAGGAAUUGGUGAUUGAAAAUGAGGGGAUGCCGAUUUCAAAAGACCCCGGUAACAAUGGGAACUUGAGGAUCAAGUUUGAUGUCAAGUUUCCAUCGAGACUUAGUGCAGAACAAAAGUUGGAAUUGAGGCGGGUAUUGGGCAGGGCAGCAGCUGAGUAA
Striga hermonthica is the source of this 936-nucleotide messenger RNA. The record is from the annotation of a GenBank genome assembly. Lineage: Eukaryota; Viridiplantae; Streptophyta; Magnoliopsida; Lamiales; Orobanchaceae.